GGCGUCCUACAUUGCUAGCUGUAACGUAGAUCCCCUGUCUUGCUCUCCAGGUGCCGCGGGUCCUGUACGUUCUGUGCGCGGCCGGCGUCCUGCUGUAUCAGCUGAUGGACGCCCUGGAUGGACACCAGGCGAGGAAGGUCCAGGACACGCCGCUAGAGGACGCUUUUGACCAUGGCGCUGACUCCGUCUCUCUCGUUUAUUUGACGAUGGCGACGUGCUGCGCUCUUCAGCUGGGAACCAACCCGUUCUGCAUGCUGGUCUUUUGUAUGACCGCCUCGGCCGUUUUCUAUGUACUUCACUGGAAACUGUACGCCACUGGGGUCUUCAAGUACCUCUGGCCCUUCGCUGAGACAGAGGCGCAGCUGGCCGCCUGCCUGGUGUUUGUGACGUCAGCAGCCAUAGGUCCGGCCGUUUGGAACACGGAGGUCCCUGUGUUUGGCGGGAAGAUCAAAGUGCUCCUGGUCUGCGCCUGCGCGGCCGGAGGCGCGGUAACGUGUGCGCAGGGAGGGCGGGAAAUCCUCCUGAGAGGACGUCACCACGCAUGGCAGACAGUGCAGGCCACGGAUGUCGCAGCCCCUUUGGCCAUCCUGUCUGCCAUUACAGCCACCGCCGUUCUCGUUCCCAGCCUGGACACUGCACUGUUCCUGCACCAACCUUGUGUUUUCGUUCUCGUCCUCGGGACAGCCAUGGCCAAGGGCAACGCGCGGAUCAUCGGCGCCUACGACACCUUUAGCGAUGCCCCGUACCUGGACUCUUGUCUCCUUAUCCUCGGAACCAUCCUCGUCAUUUCCGGUCUAAACGGCGUCACUUCCGGUCUGCACGACAGGACCGCUCUGUGGGACAGCCGCCUGCUGGUUGCUUCAUUGGUGAUGUGCACAGCUGACCUGGUGUUUGUGAUGUGCACAGCUGACCUGGUGUUUGUAAGUUUGUUUGUGAUGUGCACAGCUGACCUGGUGUUUGUAAGUUUGUUUAUUUGUUUGUUUGUUGCAGGUGAUGUGCACAGUUGACCUGGUGUUUGUAAGUUUGUUUGUAAGU
Molecule: messenger RNA, 1035 nt
Organism: Branchiostoma floridae (Florida lancelet)
Lineage: Eukaryota; Metazoa; Chordata; Leptocardii; Amphioxiformes; Branchiostomatidae
Product: choline/ethanolaminephosphotransferase 1-like
Exons: 9
Coding region: 105-1007 (300 amino acids)
Biological process (GO): phosphatidylethanolamine biosynthetic process
Cellular component (GO): Golgi apparatus; endoplasmic reticulum membrane
Molecular function (GO): diacylglycerol cholinephosphotransferase activity; ethanolaminephosphotransferase activity
Source: RefSeq, a predicted model, not a curated record